AUGAGGCGGCCCCCUGGAAAUGGACAGGCAGCCAGCGGAGGCCCAGGCCGUUGGGGUCUGUGGGGUCGACAGGAGACUGGGAGGCUGGGCUAUGCCGCUCCGGACCGCUGUGGGCAGGCCUUGCUGCGCAUUGGGAUUAACAUGAUGGCGCUACCUGGAGGCCACCACCUGGACUCCAUCCCCCUGCCUGGUCAGCGGCUGCACCUGAUGCAGGUAGACUCGGUCCAGCGCUGGAUGGAGGACCUGAAGCUCAUGACCGAGUGCGAGUGCAUGUGUGUCCUGCAGGCGAAGCCCAUCAGCCUGGAGGAAGAUGUGCAGGGUGACCUCAUCCUGGCGGGUGGUCCCAGCACCGGAGACCCCCUACAGCUGCUGCUCAAGCGGGGUUGGGUCAUCAGCACAGAGCUGCGCAGGAUCGGGCAGAAACUGGCCCAGGACCGCUGGGCACGGGUGCACAGCAUGAGUGUGCGUCUCACCUGCCAUGCCCGAUCCAUGGUCAGCGAGUAUAGCGCUGUCAGCAAGAGCUCCUCACAGGAGAUGGGCCAGAUUGAGAAGCUGCUGAUGGAGAAAUGCUCAGAGCUCUCAGCAGUCACGGAGAGGUGCCUCCAGGUGGAGAACGAACGUGUCCUGAAAUCCAUGAAGUCCUGCGUUAGUGAGACCUUGAGCACAUUGGGCCAGCAUUUUGGUCAGCUGCUGGAGCUAGCCCUGACUCGGGAGGUGCAGGCACUGGUAAGGAAAAUUGAUGCUUCCGACAAUCUCUACACCACGGAGUCCACCACAGGGAACCUUUUCAGCCUGACACAGGAAGGUGCACCUUUGUGCCGCAUAAUAGCCAAGGAGGGUGGAGUUGUAGCACUCUUCAAGGUUUGCCGGCAGGACAGUUUCCGAUGCUUGUACCCCCAGGCGCUCCGCACACUGGCCUCCAUCUGCUGCGUGGAAGAGGGUGUCCACCAGCUGGAGAAGGUGGAUGGUGUUCUGUGCUUGGCUGACAUCCUGACUGACAACAGCCAUUCAGAGGCCACGCGGGCUGAGGCUGCAGCUGUGGUUGCCCAGGUCACCUCUCCACACCUGCCCUUCCCCCAGCACCUCAGCAGCUUCCUGGAAAGCAUGGAAGAGAUCGUGACAGCCCUCGUCAAACUGUGCCAAGAGGCCUCAUCUGGAGAAGUCUUCCUGUUGGCCUCUGCGGCCCUUGCCAACAUCACCUUUUUUGAUACAAUGGCCUGUGAGAUGCUCCUGCAGCUGAAUGCCAUCCGUGUCCUCCUGGAGGCCUGCAGUGACAAGCAGAGAGUAGACACACCUUACACCCGGGACCAGAUUGUAACCAUCUUGGCAAAUAUGUCUGUCCUGGAGCAGUGUGCCUCUGACAUCAUUCAGGAGAAUGGAAUCCAGCUUAUUAUGGACAUGUUGUCUGAGAAGCCAAGGUCUGGAAAUCCUGCUGAGGUGGCAGCAUGUGAACGAGUCCAGCAGAAAGCUGCGGUGACCCUGGCCCGUCUCAGCCGAGACCCAGAUGUGGCACGGGAGGCUGUGCGGCUCAGCUGUAUGUCCCGCCUCAUCGAGCUCUGUAGGACUCCAUCAGAGAGGAACAGCAGUGAUGCUGUGCUCGUAGCCUGCCUGGCCGCUCUGCGCAGACUGGCCAGUGUCUGCCCCGAAGGCCUCCAGGAUUCCGACUUCCAGCAGCUGGUGCAGCCCCGGCUUGUGGACUCCUUCUUACUCUGUAGCAACAUGGAGGAGAGUUUUGUGUAGCGAGUGUGGGAGAGGAAAGGCAGCCAAUCCAGUUAUCAUGCCUUGUCAGAGUAUGCACCUGUGAAGCAUCCUCACCUUUUUAUUUAUAUUUAAUUUAUUUUUACAUGAAAUGGACAGAGGGCUCGGUAUUACAGCCGCAGCAUCAGUCUAUGGACCUUGAGAGUCUUCUCUGUGUUUAUUUUUUGACUUCUGUAGCUUUCCAGUUGCAGAUGUUGAAAUGCAUAAUGACUAAUAUGACAGAUUGUCAUGGGUGAUUUCACUUCAUGUGGCUUUUUCUACUUUCACGAUAUAAUCUUGCCUCAUUUUUGUACUUUGGAACCACAGUAUUUUAACUGCAUAGCA
Messenger RNA from Chrysochloris asiatica (Cape golden mole), 2082 nucleotides. RefSeq names its product inscuteable homolog (Drosophila) (gene INSC). Gene Ontology annotation, cellular component: apical cortex. NCBI's taxonomy places the organism in Eukaryota, Metazoa, Chordata, Mammalia, Afrosoricida, Chrysochloridae. Gene Ontology annotation, molecular function: cytoskeletal adaptor activity; protein binding. The record is from RefSeq and is a predicted model, not a curated record. The coding region runs from base 1 to 1740 and encodes 579 amino acids. The transcript has 13 exons. Gene Ontology annotation, biological process: regulation of asymmetric cell division; apical protein localization; asymmetric cell division.